AUGGCCGCCGACGCCAAAUCCACUCCUGCCACGGAGUCCAAAGUGAAACCCACCAAGCCGAACGAGGAGGCCUUCAAGGUCGAACUCGCCCAGGCCGAGAAGGAACAUGCCGCCGUGCAGGAGAAAUUGACCCAAAUCAAGGCCAAGAUCGAAGCCGCCAAGCCCAACAACCAGGACUCGCCGUCGGCAAAGAGACAGCAGGAACUCCGCGCGGAGCUGUCGUCGAUCCGUCAGAAGCAGCAGGGGUUCAAGUCCUCCCGGUCCAGUACCCAGGAGAAGAUCAAUGCCCUCGACGCGACCCUCAAGGCCCGCAUCGCGGAGCAGAACAACUCCCGCACCCGCAUGUCCUUCAAGAACGUCGAGGAGAUCGACCGGGAGAUUGCUCGUCUGGAGAAGCAGGUUGACUCGGGUACCUUGCGCUUGGUGGAUGAGCGCAAGGCGCUCUCGGAUGCGUCGAACCUGCGCAAGCAGCGCAAGAACUUUGCCGGUCUGGAGGAGGCCCAGAAAGUGAUCAACGACUUCAAGGCGCAGAUCACCACCCUCAAGAAGACGCUUGAUAACCCCGAGUCCAAGGCGCUGAGCGACAAGUACUCGGAGAUCCAGAAGGAGCUGGACGCGAUCAAGGCGGAGCAGGACAGCGCGUUCAAGAACCUGAACUCGCUGCGGGACGAGCGCACGAAGCUGCACAGCGAACAGCAGAAGAAGUGGACCGCCAUCCGGGAGAUCAAGGACGCCUACUACAAGAACCGCAAGGCUUACAAGGAGUACGAGGACGAGGCCUGGAAGAUCCGCCGCGAGAAGCAGAAGGCGCAGCGGGAUGCCUUUGAGCGCGAGAAGAAGAAGAAGGUGGCCGACAAGAAGCUCGAGGAGGCUUCGCGCCUUGCCUACACGGACGAGAUUCUCACCGCGCAGGGUCUCAUCCGCCACUUCAACCCCUCGUAUGACUUCUCCACACUGGGCCUGGAUGACAAGAAGGACCAAGGAUCCAGCUUCCGCGCCGAGGUUGGUCGGACUGUGGAUGACUCGAACUUGAAGGGAAUGAAGGUGCUGAAGAAGGAGGACCGCGAGGAUGACUACUUUGUGGGCAGCGGGGGCAAGAAGGGGAAGAAGGGAAAGAAGGGCACUGCCGCCAACAGCGCGGCCGUGGCGCCGGUGGAGAAGUUCAACCUCAACGUUGGUGUGAUCGAGGACUUCGCCAAGGUCAAGAUCGACCCUCCGAUGAACCAAAGCGAUGUGCCGGCCACAGUUGACAAGCUGGCGGCCAAGAUCAGCGAAUGGAAGAAGAACCAGGCUGCGAAGACUGAGGAGAACAUCAAGAAGGCGCAGGAGGAGAUUGACCGCCUCGAGGAGGAGUCGACUGCGGCAGAGGCCAACGGACGGGCAACCGAUGCGGCGAAAAAGCCGGCUCAAAAGAAUAGUAGCGUCAACGGCACGGUGUCGGCGGAGGCUGAGCUGAAGCAGGAGAAUGAUGCGGCGGCGGACGUGGGCGAGGAACUGCAGAAGGCGUCCAUUGAGGACCAGCCCUGA
This is a messenger RNA of Aspergillus tanneri, 1527 nucleotides long. RefSeq names its product putative nuclear segregation protein (Bfr1) (gene bfr1). The coding region runs from base 1 to 1527 and encodes 508 amino acids. Gene Ontology annotation, molecular function: mRNA binding. Lineage: Eukaryota; Fungi; Ascomycota; Eurotiomycetes; Eurotiales; Aspergillaceae. The record is from RefSeq and is a predicted model, not a curated record. Gene Ontology annotation, cellular component: ribonucleoprotein complex; nuclear outer membrane-endoplasmic reticulum membrane network; endoplasmic reticulum. Gene Ontology annotation, biological process: intracellular mRNA localization. The transcript has 3 exons.